Thamnophis sirtalis is the source of this 1578-nucleotide messenger RNA. Lineage: Eukaryota; Metazoa; Chordata; Lepidosauria; Squamata; Natricidae. The record is from RefSeq and is a predicted model, not a curated record.
CUUUGACGGCUGAGAACGCCGUCAGUAGCCGGUUUGCGAGUCGCUUCAGUGGAGCCGGUCAGACGACUGUUAACAGGCGGUUUCGUAGCGCGGGAAGCGAGCCCUCCCCCCUCAAAGAUCGUCGGGUCGCCUCAGAACGUCGCUUUCGCGUUCCACACGGUAUUGUGACACGGAGAAUCCCCCCGCGGGGAAUAUGGCGAGUGUCAGAAAUGGAAUCGGAGGGCCGAGCGGCGGCGAGGAGGAAAACUUUGAAGAUGCCUUUGAACACAUCCCAGUGGCUGCAAAAAUGGACCUUAAAUGUGCUUUGGAAGAGUGUUCAGUGGCAAUAAAUUUAUUUCUUAACAAUAAAUUUUCAGAAGCUUUGGAAUUACUUCGACCAUGGUCUAAAGAUAGCAUGUACCAUGCCGUAGGUUAUAGCGCUAUAUUAUUUAUGCAAGCAACAAUGACGUUUGAACAACAGGAUAUCCAAAUGGGACUGUGUACAAUUAAAGAAGCUUUACAAACUUGUCAAAAGUUUAGAAAAAGAAACACAAUGGUGGAAUCAUUAUCCAGUUUGGUUUCAAAACAGUCUGUAGAUCAGCUGAGUGAAGAGGAAAUGCAUGCAGAACUCUGUUAUGCUGAAUGUUUACUGCAGAAAGCAGUCCUGACAUUUGUACAGGAUGAAAAUAUGAUCAAUUUCAUCAAAGGUGGCUUGAAAAUCAGAACAAGUUAUCAAAUAUAUAAGUACGCUCCUAAAGAGUUUGGUCUUCAUCAGUUACGGGAAGGAGCUUCUGGUCCCAGUUUACGAGCAAUAAUGUGUACUUUUACCUUGCUGCUAUAUCAUACCUAUGUUUCAUUAAUCCUUGGAACAGGGGAAGCCAAUCUCAUUGAAGCAGAGGCUCUCCUUCAACCUUAUCUUCAGAAGUUCUCGAAGGGUGCCCUCUUUCUGUUUUACGAUGCCAGAAUCAACAUAUUGAAAGGAAAUUUUGAAAAGGGUGAGAUAACAUUCCUGGAGUGCAUUGCUGCUCAGCAAGAGUUGAAACAGAUCCAUCAUCUCUGCUACUGGGAACUGAUGUGGUGUUACUCCUUCCAGCAGAACUGGCUUCAAGCAUAUCGGUAUGCAGAUCUGCUUUGCAAAGAAAGCAGGUGGUCAAAGGCAAUAUAUGUAUUCCAGAAAGCUGCCAUUUUGCUUAUGCUUCCUGAUGCUGAUGUGAAAACAACAGGAGAAGAUAUUGUAGCUUUGUUUCGGCAAGUAGAAGGCUUAAAGCAAAGAAUUGCAGGAAAAUCUAUCCCAACUGAAAAGUUUGCUGUGAGGAAAGCACGACGCUAUGGGACCUCUCCUCCUGUGAAACUAAUAGUGCCUGCUCUGGAAAUGAUGUAUGUCUGGAGUGGGUUUUCAGUUCUUGGAAAGAGAGCUGACUUCACUGAAAAUAUGUUAAUAACUAUUGAAAAAGAAGAAACAAUUUUAAAAAAUGAAACCCAUCACACUGAAUUUUACAUGGAUGAUGUAUGUUUGCUACAACUACUAAAAGGAUUGUGUUUGAAGCAUUUAGGAAGACUCUUGCAAGCAGAACUCUGUUUCAGUCAAGUUAUUCAAAG